AUGGCGAAAGACGGCACGAAGACGGAUUUAGACGGAACUGGAAACGAGUUUCUGACUUACGAUGAGUAUUUAGACUCUAAGAUAACGCCGUUAGACCUUUAUUACCUCGAGGAUGAGAAGUUGGCUCGCCAGGUGGUGGAGCUGGGCCUCAGGGGCACUGGCGAGGUCUGGAAGAGAGAGGAAUUCGAGAGCAGGAAAGCAGCUGCUCAGGCCUCCAGGCUCUCCAAAAGGAGCGAGCAAAAUUGCCAUCGCCUUCGUGGAAAAAGUCCACGUGGAAGAAGGUCCAAUGUAAAAUACAGUUUAAACAUCUGCUUGAGGACCCUGGCAAGUGCAGGAAAAGAACUCAAAGACAACUUCCUGAGAGCCCUGGCCGAGCGUGAAGAGGCCAACCGCAGUGGGAAAAAUCAUUCCAUAAUUUUCAUAAGGGACCACAGUGCUUGUGGACAGGAAAUAUCUGGGUAUAUAGACUAUGCUCACAGACUCAAAUGUGAAGACUUUGAACCAUAUUUCAGUGGGAAAAAAAGGCUUUUGCCACGACCAACUGACUUAAGUUUCUACAACUGGAAAACAAAUGAAGUAGCUUCGAGUGACAGUGCAAACUACCAGGUGAUUACUGACAAGCAAACUGCUGUACUUUUCAAGAAUAAGAAGGACCGAAAUAUUGUGAAUGUUGACCCACAGGCAUCACCUUGUGAACACUCACCCAGAAUACCCAUUAAGUCUGACCUCUAUCUUCAUGUUGUCAUCUUUGACCAUUAUAUCAAGUGUAUAAUCUGA
This is a messenger RNA of Neoarius graeffei (lesser salmon catfish), 777 nucleotides long. RefSeq names its product cilia and flagella associated protein 299 (gene cfap299). The record is from RefSeq and is a predicted model, not a curated record. Lineage: Eukaryota; Metazoa; Chordata; Actinopteri; Siluriformes; Ariidae. Bases 1 to 777 code for a protein of 258 amino acids. The transcript is spliced from 9 exons.